CUUCGCCUAGUGCAGUGAACGAACUAACCGCGGACCCAAGGAGCGUCGGGCGCGCCGCUAAAUGCCAUUAGUCAAUAUCGUCUGAAAACUCUACGUUCAGCACCCCGAGAGCCCGUUGAAUGAGACGUAAACCGCGAAGAGGUCCCUUACAUUAAGUUUGGCCGCCGAAAAUGAAAACUGCGAAUAGUGAGUAGUACCGGUAAAAAUCGGGUCUAAAAGUCUGGAAAUAUUAUGUUGAGGAUACCAUCGCGUAUUUCCCAGCGCCGGAUCUAAUAUGGGCAAAGGCAAUGGAAUACAGACAUGGCUUUUUCAUUUAAAAAUAUUAUUGUUCCUAACGCAACCCUACGUAGAAGCAGCGGUGAUGGCACCACCGUGGGCCAAUCCCAAACUAAACCCCUGUGCGUCUCAACCCAGAGGAUGGCAACUUCUGUUUUGGCCGCCAGACGGAAAGUGCUACAAAAUUUUUCAGUUGGGUCAUCCGUGUCCGGAUGGAAUGGAACUAAGCCCUUCUACCAUCAAAUCAGACGAAAGUUUAUCAGCCGAAUGUCGUUGUCCACCUGAAACGGCACAGUCCGCCACAGACGGAAAAUGCUACAAAUUGUUCACUUUAGGACCCUGUGAAGUUGGAUACUAUUUUGGACCAGACACGCAAUAUAAAAGUGCGAAUUCUAAACGUCAGUGGGGUGUCUGCAAACAAAUGAAACUCUGUGCCAACCGCUCUUUGCUCUACUGGCCAAAAGAUGAUCAGUGUUACCAGAAAUUCAGUCGUGGACCUUGCGCUAAAGGGCAACUUCUUACCAUGGACUUAGACAGUGGGAUACCUACAUGUAGAUGUAGUCACCACAAAGAACUUAAGGACUACAGAUAUGAAGAUGGACACUGUUACCAGCACUUCACAAGGGGUCCUUGUUGGGAAAAGGGCCAUUUGUUUCUACCUGAUAAGUCAUGUGGGUGCCAUAGUUUUUUACCUCAUUUUCACGAAGACAGUGAACAAUGUUUCGAAUUAGAUACAAUUGGUCCCUGCGGUCAAGGCCAGAUCUACCAGCUCCACCCGGAGACGAGACACGCGUUUUGCCAAUGCAAACCGGGCUACAUCCAAUACAAAAACAUGUCCUCCUGCUACAGACCGUACACCCAAGGCCCCUGUCCCGCCAAACAUAUACUCGAAGACAGUACUUCCUGCAUACCUCAACCGUGCGAAAGAGGACACCUGUACUUCCCCGAACGGAAACAGUGUUACCGCAUCGGUACAAGAGGGCCGUGCGAGAAAAAUUUCGUGGUGAUGUUCGAUUUUAAAACGAGACCUUCCAUAGACGGCAUAAGUUACAACGGUCUGUGCACGUGCGAAACAAGAGAUUGUAGUCCGCAAAUAGUCAGCUCAACUAAAUGUGAUAAAAGUAAAGGGUUAGUGAAAUAUAACGAAGAGUGCCAUAAGAUGUACACGCAAGGUCCUUGCCCGAGGGGUUCCUGGUUGGUGCCCAGGAGGCAGGGCAGGCUGGAACUUUUUACCGACGGCAACGGCGAACUGUCGGGGUAUUGCGAGUGUAUCCCCGGCUAUAAAAGGACUGUACGGGCGACGGAAUCCAAGAACGCAACGAUGUGUGUAUCCCCGGAAGUGAUAUUAGCGGAUUAUUUAAAUGGAAAUUUGACGAGUGCUCAAGUUGUUAAGAUUAAAUGAGAAUUAAAGGGUUUUGUUUGAAUGUGAGACGUUUUAAAUAUUUAAGAAAAAAUCCAAGUACAAAUUAUUUUCCUAUGAAUCUCCAAUCUUAUAACGUAAUGUGUUAAAUUUUUAAAGCCUAUAUAAUAA
This is a messenger RNA of Anoplophora glabripennis (Asian longhorned beetle), 1807 nucleotides long. RefSeq lists its product as uncharacterized. Bases 275 to 1678 code for a protein of 467 amino acids. NCBI's taxonomy places the organism in Eukaryota, Metazoa, Arthropoda, Insecta, Coleoptera, Cerambycidae. The record is from RefSeq and is a predicted model, not a curated record. The transcript is spliced from 6 exons.